AUGUUCCUCAAUCUGGUUGUUAUCCUGCUUUUUCAAGUAGCGUAUCGAUCGACUGCUAGAAGUUUCGUGGGCCUUGUGGACGGAGUAGACCAUGGAUUAAACCAGGCGUCCGAUUCGAACGCGAUAUCUGCGUCUACUGCAGCGGUUUCUUCAAGUCUUGCGGGGCCGAUCUCCGAGCCCAGUGUUUUCCAUCGUCACCCCAAGCGUUCAAUGUCCAGGCUCGAGGCAGUGGCAAGGGCAGAGGAGGGAAAAUGUCCAAUCUGCCAAUCUUUCCUCCGACGGAAAGAAAAAGUCGUUGAACCGACUGUCGCUUCACCAAAAAAAACAAAAAAACUCUCCUUCAGGGGAUCAAAGUCAUCUAAAUCACUUCCCCCACCACCGCCUCCUGAUGAUCACAAGCAACGAGAAUUGACCCGUGUGCCAUGCUGCAAUGGCGAGAUGCACACCGAGUGUUAUGAAGCGUGCAUGACCAACCGACUUCCCCAGUGUCCAUUAUGCCGUGGGGCAUGGGAGCUGCCAGUACUACCUUCCCCGUCGGGUUCAACUUCAUCCAACCACCCCGCUACGACUGCUGAGCAAUCACCACACUGGGUUACUAAUGCAUACCCCAUGCCAUCAUCCGGUUACCCACCGUUUCAGAUAUCACACGGGCAGCCAACUCCUCCAUCAUCCCAAGGAACGUGGUGGGGCGAGCAGUAUUUUCUCCCCACCCCAGAUCCGUAUCAGGCGCCACCACAGCCAGAAUACCCGAGCACAUCUACCUCACCUGGUCACGCUUUCGAUUAUCAGACGUAUAAUCGUGAUUAUCCUUCGCAGCAAUCUAGUUAUCAUCAGCAAGAUUUCGGUCAUUCUCAGUAUAAUCAAGGUUACUUUACGCCCAGUCAAGGUUCUACUUCACCGCCACCACCCCUUUCAGCGCGUGAACAACGUAGUGGGACCGCCUUCGGCGACAUGGUUAACUACUUAACGGGUCAAUAUUGA
This is a messenger RNA of Puccinia triticina, 981 nucleotides long. RefSeq lists its product as uncharacterized. Lineage: Eukaryota; Fungi; Basidiomycota; Pucciniomycetes; Pucciniales; Pucciniaceae. Bases 1 to 981 code for a protein of 326 amino acids. The record is from RefSeq and is a predicted model, not a curated record. The transcript is spliced from 3 exons.